CGCUGGGGUGGGACGCAGGGGCGCAGCAGGGAGCACCCCUCGGGGCGCACUGCCGGUCCGAGCGGAGGGGAAGCGCGCGGCGCACGGCAUGGGCUGCGGACCUUCCCAGACUGCUGAGGACCAGAGACGCGUGCCCGCGCCCAGGAAGGGCUGGGAAGAGGGAUUUAAGGCUGAUGUCGGAGGGACUCAUUCCAGGGAGGACGGCAGGCCCCAGAAGGAAUCUGUGGUACCCGAGGACACUGGGAGCAGCCCCAACAGCCCGGAAAAACAGACUCCGUUGGGAAGCUUACCUGGAACCAUACCAGAAACCUCCCCAGCUCUUAGUGAAAAAAACAGAAGAAUAAAUUCAGAUCUAGUGAUGGAUGGAUUAAUCCAUAAACCCCAACCCCUAAAGACCCAAGAGCGACAGAAGUCAUCGGAUAUUCUGGAGGAAUUAAUUGUCCAAGGAAUAAUACAGAGCCACAGCAAAGUAUUUAAAAAUGGAGAAUCCUAUGAUGUCAUGGUGAACACGACGCCACUGAGAAAGCCGCCAGCCAGGCUGAAGAAGCUUAAGAUCAAACAGGAAGCAAAGGCUUUCACAAUGAAUGAGCUGGAGGAGAAGAUGCGGGCAGUGGAGAGGCGCAGGAAGACUAAAGAAGAAGACAUAAGAAAAAGGCUAAGGAGUGACCGACUUCUGUCCCCGGCCAGUCACCCGGGUGUCGCGGAACCGGGUGGGGCUGAGGUUCCCUUUGCCAAAGGACCCCACGAGGCGACUUCUGCCCCCUUGGAGCCAGCACACCUUCAGGGAGCAAAGCCCUUGAAGAGGAAGAACAGCGAUGCAGCCUCCUGUGGAAGGAGCUUCAGUUGUGAAAGCCUCGGGGUGGUGGAGUCAGACCGGUCCUACAACCAAGCAGAAGAUGCCUUUGAAUGAAGCCAUCUUCCGUGAAGUGCGUGAAAAGGCGAAAUUCCCCCCAGCUGGGACCAUCCUCGUCGGUCGCUGUUGUGCUUUCUGGCGGCCUGACCUCACCCCGCUGGGACGCGCCGUGGGCGGAGGGAUGGUUGUGUAACCUGCAGGGGCUGAGCCGAGCGGAGGAAAU
Molecule: messenger RNA, 1076 nt
Organism: Lutra lutra (Eurasian river otter)
Lineage: Eukaryota; Metazoa; Chordata; Mammalia; Carnivora; Mustelidae
Gene: STMND1
Product: stathmin domain containing 1
Exons: 5
Coding region: 89-910 (273 amino acids)
Biological process (GO): microtubule depolymerization; regulation of microtubule polymerization or depolymerization; neuron projection development
Cellular component (GO): neuron projection; cytoplasm
Molecular function (GO): tubulin binding
Source: RefSeq, a predicted model, not a curated record